AUGAUUUCCCAACUCGUAUACCUGCCAUAUGAUGUGCCGGUGCUCAUCGCCGCAGCAAGCGCCCUUUUGAUCCUGUAUUAUCUGCCUGUGGGUCUUUUCAGCACUCUCCGGGAUAUCAAAGGCCCAACACUCGCGCGAUAUACUCGUUUGUGGGAGCUGUACAAGAACUGGCAAGGCCAAUUGGAACAUGUCACAGUUGCUUUGCAUAAACAAUAUGGCCCUAUUGUCCGGCUGGCACCUAAUCGUUACAGCAUUAGCGACCCGACGGCAAUUCGCACCAUUUACGGCCCCGGUUCAAAGUUCAGCAAAUCUGAAUUUUACACCCCCUUUGGUUCAUCUUCUAUGGACCACAAGGACGUCUUUUCGGAGACAAGCAAUGAGAAACAUGCGCUAGAGCGCAAGAGGACCUCUAACUUGUACGCCAUGAGCUCUUUGGUGUCCUACGAGCCAUUCGUAGACAAAGUGGGUGGCGAAUUCAUGGCCGCAUUGGCCGACCAUGCCCAGCACGGUCAGGCGUUCGAUUUAUUCACCUGGAUGCAGUUUUACGCAUUCGAUGUAAUUGGUGAAAUAACCCUAGGGCGAUCAUUUGGCUUGCUUAAAGUCGGCCACGACAAGGACAGACUUCUGCAUGCUGUUCAUGUCGGGUCAAUAAGUUACGGUUCCAUGGUGGGGCUUGUUCCUGAGAUUCAUCUAUGGUACCACUGGUUUCAAAACCUCGUACCAAUCGAGAGUCAUUGGAGAGUCAUACAAAGAGUUAUAGAGAGUGAGAUUGGUGCCAGAAUGAAGGGCGUCAGUACCAGCGAUCGCAAGGACUUCCUGGCGAAGUGUGUCGAAUUGAACAACGCUCGCAAGCUGGAUCAGACCACGAUCAAUAAUGUGAUCGGUGCCAACAUCGGCGCUGGCUCCGACACAACUGGCAUCAGCAUGAGUGCUAUUAUCUACUUCCUCAUGAAGCAUCCUGAUUGCUUACAGAAGCUCCGUGAUGAGAUUGAGACGGCCACGGGGCAAGGAAAUCUUUCUGACCCCGCUACUUUCCAAGAAGGUCAAAAGCUUUCAUACUUGCAAGCUACCAUUAAAGAAGCAUUGAGGCUGCAUCCAGCAGUCGGCCAGAUUCUCAGCCGAGUGGUUCCUGAGGGCGGCGCACAGAUCGCUGGUAGACACUUCCCACAAGGUACGGUGGUGGGCGUGAAUGCAUGGGUGAUCCAUAGCGAUGAAACCAUCUGGGGCAAAGAUGUACACGAGUUUCGACCUGAGCGUUGGUUGGUUGGCAAAGAACAACUUGCCUUCUUAGAUCGAUAUUUCUUGGCGUUUGGUGCCGGUGCAAGAACAUGCAUCGGCAAGAACAUCUCACUCCUCGAAAUGACAAAACUUUUACCGCAGCUCGUGCGGCGGUUUGACUUUGUCCCUACCGGCGACAGCCAGUGGACGACUAGUAGUGGAUGGUUUGUCAAGCCAAAUAUUCAAGUAAGAAUCGUUGACAGAGAACAUGAGACAAAAACAUCUCGGUCUUGA
Molecule: messenger RNA, 1512 nt
Organism: Penicillium samsonianum
Lineage: Eukaryota; Fungi; Ascomycota; Eurotiomycetes; Eurotiales; Aspergillaceae
Product: cytochrome P450
Exons: 4
Coding region: 1-1512 (503 amino acids)
Molecular function (GO): heme binding; oxidoreductase activity, acting on paired donors, with incorporation or reduction of molecular oxygen; monooxygenase activity
Source: RefSeq, a predicted model, not a curated record